AUGCCUUGGACCAGACCCCAAGUGGACCUUCAUGCCGGGGGAGCAGAAGCCAUGGACCAGCACAGCGUCGACGACCACCACUACGAGGGCUCCCUGUUCCCCACAUCCACCCUCAUCCCCGUCACUGUCAUCUGCAUCCUCAUCUUCAUCGUGGGCGUCACCGGGAACACCAUGACCAUCCUCAUCAUCCAGCACUUCAAAGACAUGAAAACCACCACCAACCUCUACCUGUCCAGCAUGGCCGUGUCCGACCUCGUCAUCUUCCUCUGCCUGCCCUUCGACCUCUACCGCCUGUGGAAGUACGUGCCCUGGCUCUUCGGGGAGGUGGUGUGCCGCUUCUACCACUACAUCAACGAGGGCUGCACCUACGCCACCAUCCUCCACAUCACGGCCCUGAGCAUCGAGCGAUACCUGGCCAUCAGCUUCCCGCUCCGGGCCAAGGUGGUGGUCACCAAACGCAGGGUCCAGUACAUCAUCCUCGCCCUGUGGGUGUUCGCUCUGGUGUCGGCGGCGCCCACGCUCUUCCUGGUCGGGGUGGAGUACGACAACGACACGCACCCGGACUACAACACGGGACAGUGCAAGCACACCAGCUACGCCAUCAGCUCCGGGCAGCUGCACAUCAUGCUGUGGGUGUCCACCACCUACUUCUUCUGCCCGAUGUUCUGCCUCGUCUUCCUCUACGGCUCGAUCGGGUGCAAGCUGUGGAAAAGCAGGAACGACCUGCAGGGCCCGUGUGCCUUGGCUCGCGAAAGGUCACACCGGCAAACUGUCAAGAUCCUGGUGGUGGUGGUGCUGGCCUUCGUCAUCUGCUGGCUGCCCUACCACAUCGGCCGCAACCUGUUCGCCCAGGUGGACGACUACGACACAGCCAAGCUGAGCCAGGACUUCAACGUGGCCUCCAUGGUGCUCUGCUACCUCAGCGCCUCCAUCAACCCCGUCGUCUACAACCUCAUGUCCCGCAAGUACAGGGCCGCCGCCAAACGCCUCUUCCUGCUGCACCACAGGCCGAGGCAAGCCCACCGCAGCCAGAGGCAGCUCUGCGUGAUAGACGACAUCACCACCCUGAACGAAACCCUGACCGGGGUCUGA
Messenger RNA from Myripristis murdjan (pinecone soldierfish), 1092 nucleotides. It is a transcript of the gene mlnr, whose product is annotated as motilin receptor. NCBI's taxonomy places the organism in Eukaryota, Metazoa, Chordata, Actinopteri, Holocentriformes, Holocentridae. The transcript is spliced from 2 exons. Bases 1 to 1092 code for a protein of 363 amino acids. Gene Ontology annotation, cellular component: plasma membrane. Gene Ontology annotation, molecular function: G protein-coupled peptide receptor activity. Gene Ontology annotation, biological process: G protein-coupled receptor signaling pathway. The record is from RefSeq and is a predicted model, not a curated record.